UCCCUCCGCCGCUUGUGCAGUCAUCGCCUCCACCCAUGGCUCCUCCUCAGUCAUCGCACUCGAGGCCCCUCGCCAGAGACAUCGAGACUCUGAGCUACGUCAACAGCAUGAUGGAGGCGUUCCGAGCUUUCGACUCGAACAACGACGGGCUGAUCACCUGCGACGAGCUCAAGGGGAUAAUGGCGUCGCUCGGGUACAACCCCACCACGGAGGAGGUGAGGGAGAUGAUGAGGCGGGGUGACGCGGACAAGGACGGCCUGCUCAGCAUGGAGGAGUUCCUGGAGAUGAACGCCGCCGAACUGGACCCGGGCGACCUUGCCGGCUUGCUCCAGACCGCCGCCGCGUUGCUGGGUCCUGCGGCGGGGGACGACGGGGAUGUGACGGCGGAGAUUCUGUUCCAGGUGCUGAGCUGCGAGGAUGGAGCGAGCCUGGAGGACUGCACGGAAAUCAUAGCUAGCUUGGACGCGGACGGUGAUGGAGCGGUCAGCUUUGAGGACUUCAAGAUCAUAGUUCAAGCUCUCCGCUAAGAAGAAUCUAUCAGACAAAUCCAUGGUUUAUAAUCCAUAUAUGGUCUAUGAUGAUCGAUAUGUCGUGAUCUCGCUGCUACGCUAUGAUUCGGGCAAUGUUACUUAACUUGGUAGGAUCAUAAAUACUUAAGGAGGUCUCGUGUUACAAUCA
Messenger RNA from Musa acuminata AAA Group (dessert banana), 678 nucleotides. Its product is annotated as probable calcium-binding protein CML29. The record is from RefSeq and is a predicted model, not a curated record. NCBI's taxonomy places the organism in Eukaryota, Viridiplantae, Streptophyta, Magnoliopsida, Zingiberales, Musaceae. Gene Ontology annotation, molecular function: calcium ion binding. The transcript has a single exon. The coding region runs from base 36 to 527 and encodes 163 amino acids.